Molecule: messenger RNA, 360 nt
Organism: Oncorhynchus kisutch (coho salmon)
Lineage: Eukaryota; Metazoa; Chordata; Actinopteri; Salmoniformes; Salmonidae
Product: sorting nexin-9-like
Exons: 3
Coding region: 70-360 (96 amino acids)
Biological process (GO): endocytosis; endosomal transport; plasma membrane tubulation
Cellular component (GO): cytoplasmic vesicle; plasma membrane
Molecular function (GO): phosphatidylinositol binding
Source: RefSeq, a predicted model, not a curated record
GUGUGUGUGAUUUGAUAUCUAAUUGUCCAUGUUCUCUCCCUGUAGCCCAGGAAAGACCUGCACUUCCUCAUGGAGAACAACAAUGAGUACAAAGGCCUUCUGGGAUGUUUCCCUGACACCAUUGGAGUACACAAGGCGGCCAUAGAGAAGGUGAAGGAGGGAGACCGGCUGGUGGCAGCUAGCAAGAUCACCCCUCAAGACAAAGUGACCAUGGCUAAACGUGUUAGCACCAUGUCAUUUGCACUACAAGCUGAGAUGAACCACUUCCAUAGCAACCGUAUCUACGACUACAACAGGGUGAUGCAGCUGUACCUGGAGGAGCAAGUGAAGUUCUACGAGACGGUAAGAACACAAUUUUAA